UAUACUCGAACAUGAUUACUCUACACAUGGUUUAGGAAAAAAUAUAUGUUUUGUCAGAAUCUAUCAAUCUAAGUUACCCGUUAUUAAUUCUGCAACUAAAAUUUUUUAUACUUUGAGACCAAAAUGAAACAUGAGCUGUUUCUCUCUCUCUCUCUCUCUCUCUCAUAAUUGACACCAGCAAAGACUUGGUUUCAGAAAAGUGAAUCUCUUCUUCAUCACUAGGUUUGAUCAAUUGGAGCAGCAGGGUUAUUCUGAUGAGUUGUUGCUUUCAAAUUUUCAGAAGGAAAGGAUCUUCCUCAGCCACACUAUUGACCGGAAUUGAUAUAGAUGUUUCAGAAAUUCAGAAUGUAAACAUUUACACUUACAAGGAUUUGCAAAUUGCCACUGAAGGCUUUAGUCCUGCAAACAAGAUAGGGCAGGGAGGUUUUGGAGCAGUCUAUAAGGGAAAGCUGAAAAACGGUUCUCUGGUAGCUAUAAAGGUUUUAUCAGCUGAAUCAAAACAAGGGGUCCGGGAGUUCUUGACAGAAAUCAAGGUGAUCUCUAGUAUAGAGCAUGAGAAUCUAGUGAAGUUGGAGGGAUGCUGUGUGGAGAACAACCAUAGAAUUUUGGUAUAUGGCUAUCUUGAGAAUAACAGCCUAGCACAAACACUUAUUGGUGCACGCCAUAGUAGCAUCCAAUUCAGUUGGCAUGUAAGGAGGAACAUUUGCAUAGGUGUUGCCCGGGGGCUUGCAUUCCUUCAUGAGGAGGUUAGGCCACACAUUAUCCAUAGAGACAUAAAAGCAAGCAAUGUACUACUUGACAAAGAUCUCCAACCCAAAAUUUCAGAUUUUGGCCUUGCAAAGCUUAUUCCACCAAACCUGACCCAUAUCAGUACCCGUGUUGCUGGAACAGCUGGUUAUCUGGCACCUGAAUAUGCCAUCCGAAAUCAAGUGACUAGAAAAUCAGAUGUCUAUAGUUUUGGAGUUCUACUAUUAGAAAUUGUUAGUGGGAGGCCUAACACAAACAGACGUCUACCUGUUGAAGAACAGUAUCUUCUCACAAGGGCUUGGGAUUUGUAUGAGAGUGGGGAGGCAGAAACAUUGGUGGAUGCUUUUCUGGAUGGAGACUUCAACAUUGAGGAGGCAGUGAGAUUUUGUAAGGUUGGUCUCCUUUGCACACAGGAUUCUCCUCAGCUGCGGCCCUCUAUGUCCGCUGUGCUUGACAUGCUUUUAGGCGAAAAAGAUGUGAAUAAGGAAAAUGUGACAAAACCAGGCAUGAUAUUUGAGUUUGUGGAAGCCAAAAGUGUGGGGAAACAAAAAAGCAAGGCUGAAGUGGAUGGUACAACUUUGUUGGCUGAAGGGAAGCAAGAAGAGUCAUCUUCAUCAGGAACUGUUAGCUCUUUUGCUACCAUGACCUUCACAGCAAUUUAUGAUCGAAGCAACUAGUUUGAUAUUGUCACUAGGUAGCAUUGUGUUCAGUCCUUAAAUGAUUUUUUUCCUCUCCCCCCCUCUAUCCAAUGUUUCCAAUCUUUGCUGCCUUUUUAGGCUACAAAUCAGAGUGUAAAUUUUUGUUUAAUAUCUUCUUCUCAUAAUGUAUUAGUCAAUGGUGAUGAAUUCAUAUUUUGAAUUCUUCGAUCGUACAGAUAUGGACAAACUUUUUGAGAAAAGAGUCUCAUCUGUAUAUCUAAGCAAUAUAGCACAGUACUUUGAAUCAAGGGAUUUUAUUUUUGGGUUGGUUUUUUGUGGCUCUUUGUUGGUCUUUGUUUAAGAGUAAUGCUUGCUCAUACAGUCAUACUUCACACAUCCCUGAAGUAUGCAAAUUGUAGUCCUCUCAAGAAUCUUCUCAAAUGUAGAGUUGCAUUUUUUUUUAUUUUUUUUUUAUGCUACUUAAUGUUUUGCUAAAUUGUCUUGUUAUGCUCAGACUUUUGAGUUUAA
Cajanus cajan (pigeon pea) is the source of this 1913-nucleotide messenger RNA. Its product is annotated as cold-responsive protein kinase 1. Gene Ontology annotation, biological process: protein phosphorylation. NCBI's taxonomy places the organism in Eukaryota, Viridiplantae, Streptophyta, Magnoliopsida, Fabales, Fabaceae. Gene Ontology annotation, molecular function: protein kinase activity; ATP binding. The record is from RefSeq and is a predicted model, not a curated record.